Molecule: messenger RNA, 1209 nt
Organism: Alternaria burnsii
Lineage: Eukaryota; Fungi; Ascomycota; Dothideomycetes; Pleosporales; Pleosporaceae
Exons: 2
Coding region: 1-1209 (402 amino acids)
Source: RefSeq, a predicted model, not a curated record
AUGUAUUGGCUUCCAUCAGAUGAGACCGGGAAGAUAUCGCUCAAUGAAUUACAACUCGACAUCGUUGGUUUCCUUGCCAUCUUGGGUGAGGGUUCAGUGCUCGCCAACGCUCAGGUCUCGACUCUCUCCAAAUGGAUAUUCCUACCACGGUUGAUCCCGGCACCUCAAGCGUUGAUGAGGCCGACGAGGCCGACACAACUGGAGCCAUUCUCGGGAUGGGUGACUGGCAUCGUCAGCGGCAAUCACAGAGACAACAUUAAUCAUAUCGGAAAUAUUGUCUGUGAUGCCAACAAUCUCGCUCCUUUCUCGGUCCGCGUUGUAAAGAUAGAACGCAAAGACGAUCUACAACCACUCAAAGCCAAGACCUUCGGUCCCCUCACCGUCGUUAUCCUUAUCGGUUUCGCCCUCUCCGCCCUUCUUCUCGCAUUAUCGAUAUGGCAAGAUGAUGGUAUGUCCGUUGUAGCCACGGUACUCCUGUCGCUCCUCUCCAGCCUCAUCGGUCUUGGCAACAAAUGGGUGUUGCAACUUCCUAAACGCAAGCACAAGUCGGGAAUAGUUCCUCGUGGCGACGUUGUUAUACGGUAUCCCAAGGGUAGUUUCCUCAUCGUCCGCUGCGAGGAAGACGUUGCCCGUGAACUGUACUUCGCACCAGAGAGCAUCGACUACCUCCUUACGCAUGGCCCGGCAUACCGAAUCCUUAGUCUGGUGGGCACGAUGAUGCUCAUGGGCGGGGUCAUAUGCCUUGCCAACGCUCAAAUUCAGGUUCAGAUCGCAUGGGCAGGUUCCUACAUGCUACUGGGGGCCUCAUAUUGGAUAGUCGCUGCCUUGCCUAGCAAAAUGCAUUGGGAUACGUCUUGCUACAGGGUCGUAAACGAAUGCCUCUCCGACUCCAACAUGGACAAAAAAGGAUUUCCUUCCGAGAAUGAAACGUUCACACAAGCUCUUUGGAGGGCAGUCUGCGUCACCAAAGAAAUUGGGUGGGUGCGAAUGAGUGACGCAUGCCCAGAUACCGAAGCUUGGCAAGACUGGCUGAGGGAGGCAAGAGCAUGUAGUGAAGAUGUCAGGUUGGUUGAGGACAAGAAACUGUCGAGAGGUAACAGAAUGUGGGAGAUACCAGAUUGGGACGCACAAAAGUCUCUGGGAAUGCUCUUGGCCGAGCAGGCGAAAAAAGAGAAAAAACUGAUAACAGAGAGGGUAGAAUCGGUUUGA